AUGCCAAUGACAUUUGACUUCACCCACAAAUUUCUGUUUGUAUGCCUACAACACAAAAACGGUACUCAUAUCGAUUUCAACGGCGUUGCCAAAGAAUUUGGAGAUAUGACCCAAAACGCGGCCAGUCUUCGUUUUGCGCGCAUUAGAAAGGCAAUGGUUCCGGAGCAUGGUGAUAAUGCAGCAGGACCAGACGGAGGAGCGACGACCACAAAAAUUCCAAGCAAACGUAAGGGAAAUAGUAAUGCCGCAUCUGGAAAACCUGCGCGCAAGCGUAAGGCUCAAGAAAAAGGUAGUGGCAAUGAGGAUGACGAUGUGAACCGUGGAGGCACAAAGCUAAAGGUUGAGGAGUUGGGUGAGGAGGUAGUCCAGAUCGAAGAAGGAGAAGGCGUUUAG
Molecule: messenger RNA, 393 nt
Organism: Bacidia gigantensis
Lineage: Eukaryota; Fungi; Ascomycota; Lecanoromycetes; Lecanorales; Ramalinaceae
Exons: 2
Coding region: 1-393 (130 amino acids)
Source: RefSeq, a predicted model, not a curated record